GUGGAGCACGACUUGUCGGUGGUGGACUACCUGUCGGACUUCAUUUGUUGUUUGUGGGGAAAGCCGGGGGCCUACGGAGUUGUCACAAGUCCCUUUUCUGUUCGCGAGGGUUUAAACCACUUUUUAGAUGGUUUUAUUCCAACUGAAAACCUCCGUUUUCGCCAAGAAACCCUCAACUUCAAACUCGCCGUCGACCAGGACCUCCUCCUCGAGGAGGCGCAGCGGCUGCACUUCUACGAAUACCCCGCGUUGACGAAAACCCUCGGGACUUUUAAACUCAAUGUUGAAAAAGGGAGUUUUUCAGACUCUGAAAUAGUGGUUAUGCUGGGCCAGAACGGCACGGGAAAGUCAACCUUCAUCAGAAUGCUCGCCGGCCUGCUGUCGCCAGACAACUCAGAGGCGCUGCCGAGUUUUGCAGUUUCUUACAAACCCCAAAUUGUCACUGCCAAGUUCCAGGGCACAGUGAAGGAGUUGUUUUACGCAAAGAUUCGCGACGCGUUUAAUCACCCGCAGUUCCAAACCGACGUCGUGCGGCCUCUCGACCUGGACCAAGUCAUGGACCAGCCCGUGCAACUUCUCUCGGGGGGAGAACUUCAAAGAGUGGCUCUUAUUGUGGCAUUGGGAAAACCCGCAGACAUUUAUUUAAUUGAUGAACCCUCAGCUUACCUCGACUCCGAACAAAGAAUUGCAGCCAGCAAAGUCAUCAAACGGUUUAUUUUGCAUGCAAAGAAAACGGCGUUUGUAGUUGAACACGACUUCAUAAUGGCGACUUAUCUUGCAGACCGAGUUAUAGUCUUUGAGGGCGAGCCAGGGCAAGUCCCAAACCCUAAACCCUAA
Messenger RNA from Eimeria tenella, 837 nucleotides. Its product is annotated as ABC transporter, putative. The annotation marks the transcript as partial. The transcript is spliced from 6 exons. The record is from RefSeq and is a predicted model, not a curated record. Gene Ontology annotation, biological process: translational initiation; translational termination; ribosomal subunit export from nucleus. Gene Ontology annotation, molecular function: ribosomal small subunit binding; iron ion binding; ATP binding. NCBI's taxonomy places the organism in Eukaryota, Apicomplexa, Conoidasida, Eucoccidiorida, Eimeriidae.